This is a messenger RNA of Spodoptera frugiperda (fall armyworm), 977 nucleotides long. RefSeq lists its product as uncharacterized. The transcript is spliced from 3 exons. The coding region runs from base 212 to 556 and encodes 114 amino acids. The record is from RefSeq and is a predicted model, not a curated record. Lineage: Eukaryota; Metazoa; Arthropoda; Insecta; Lepidoptera; Noctuidae.
AAUAUUGUCUGUCAAACAAUUGUCAAAAAAGUUCAAAACUUCCGUGUUUUAAAACCAUAAUAUUAUUUGAAAAACCAAAUAAAAUUUUAACUUGGACUAAUAAAUAAGAACUUAAUUAUUAAGUAUAUGGAUAGCGUUUACUAAGAACAGAUAGACUAGUAGGCAGGUUAUAAAUCUUCACUAUACACAAAGUAAAAAAUAAAAACAAACAAUGUCGGAAUAUAAUGAAAAUUUAUCAAGAAAAACAAGGUCCCGGAAUUUAGAACCAGUAGCUAAGAUUGGUUACAUGGAUGGUGCAUCAGAUGGUCAAACUGCUGAGUUUCAAAAUAGUUUCAAUACCGGCUAUGAACAAGGUUUUACAUUUGGUAUACAAUUAGGUGUAAAGGAAGCUAUUUCUAGUUUCAACCCAGACAAGAAAUCACCAGAUUUAGCAGAUCAGCGCAGAAUUAAUUGCCAGAUUUGUACCAAUACAGCAAGUGCUCAAGAUAAUGUAGUUAAUUUAUUUAAUAUUCAACAAGAGAAAAAUACUGAAUACUUAUUAAAAAACGAUAAAUAAUAAUCAUUUGAAGAUUGCAGAAUUGUACAAUUGUGUCCAGUGUAAAGAUGAAGGGACUUCAUAAUUAGAGGUGAAGAAUGUGAUAAUUGUGGUUUUCUCAGGACUAUGACUGUUUUUUAUUUCUGGCAUCAUAAUCAUGGAGACUUAGCUGAAACUAUUGUUAAUAUGUUAUGUUUUUUAUAAAUUAAAUAUUAUGAAAGACAAGGAGAAUGGAUUGAAGAUAGUUUCUCCUAAUGGAGGAAUAUGGACCUUCCACAUAUUGUGAUAGAUUUGAUGGGCAGAUUCUGCCAAUAAUAAUGAAGGUUUAUUUUGUUUUGAAAAGUGUAUUACUUACAACUAUUGGAUAAAUAUCAGAUUUAGAUUAAGACAUAGGUACUAGUUUUAAAAUAAUUAAACAUAAUAUUAAACUUAAUUAUUAACA